AUGUAAAUAUUUAACCUUAAGAUCUCAUAUUAAAAAGUUAAUCAAGAAAUGUCAUGGUCUUAUAUAUGCUAAAAUCUGUUCCUUCACUUUCAAAGCGUCUACUUCCUUGACAUAUGUUGCUCUGGUUAUCAAAUAUGCAAGCACAACAUUGGCUUCUUUCGCAAAGCCACGCUGUAAAAAACUUAAUAAUAUGCAAAUAAUUAGCAUCGCGUAUUAUUUAUAACGUCCUACGUACUUCCCAGUCUGUUCAUCUCUAAAAUAGUCUUUUAUUUGAUAUCAUUAUGGUUCAAACGUACCGAUUGAAUACUAAACUUGAUCGAUGCAAGUCUAAACACAAAUGUCACGCAUCCUUUCAAAAUUCAUUUUUAAUUUCAAAACGAUGGAUAAAUAAAAUUGCCCAAGUCCAAUAAAGCUAUAAGUAAAAAAAUGUUUUUAAAGCUUUGCAGCUAACAGUUUCGAUAAUGAUUUUUUACUAUUACUUUUAACAUAGCUAUGUUAAUAAUAAUAGUUUUAAAAUUAUUUCUGAAAAGAAAGAAUUUGUAAAUGAACAAAGAAUUUGGUUGACUAUUCUAAUUUUUUUUGUCAAAUUAACACCUAUCAAGCGCUUAAAAACAACCGCCUUGUCUGGGGUUACUUAGCUGAUAAGUUCGGCAAAAAGAAGUUGUUGCUGUUCUCAUCUUCUGGCAUUGCUGUUUUCACAUUUUUGUUUGCUUUCAGUCGUUCAUUUACUUGGGCUUUAGUAACAAGAUUGUUACAAGGUGCAGCAAUGGGUGUGGUUGUUCUUACUAAAAGUAUCUUAGUAGACAUUUGUGAUGACACAAAUAUAUCUUUGGCUUUUUCAUUUUUGUUUUCUGGCUAUCACCUUGGUCAAGUUAUUGGACCAAGUCUAUCAGCUGUGUUAGUUUUUCUUGGUGAUCGAUAUCCUAAGACUUUUAAUAAAGAAUCAUUUUUUGCUGAGUAUGCAAUAUUUUUACCUAACCUUCUUAUUACCAUUGGUUUUGUGUUUGGAAUAGUUUGGGGAUAUUUUACUAUUCCUUCAGAUAAUCAAAUUUUUAAACCUGAGAAGAUUUGUUUAAUAAAUGAUGAUGCGUACAAUGAUACAAAAACUUGUCAAGAUUAUUUUAUGAAUCUUUCUCUAGAUCCUAGUAACAACAAUAAUGAUAAUUCUAAUAGCAACAAUAAUAACAUGUCAGAAAAAUCUCCAUUACUUGUUAAAUGCAAAAAAUCUUUAUUUAGGAGAUUUAUUUAUAGGCUAAAGUAUUCAGCCAUUGGUAGGAUAUUAAGAUCAAAAGAAAGUUUUUUAUGUGUAAUUCUCUAUGGUUUGUAUGGAAUAGUUACAACUGGAUUUUAUGAAAUUCUACCUGUAUUUUUAGCAACUUCUGAGGAAUAUGGAGGAAAUGCAAUGACGGUAUUUGAUAUUGGCAGUUUCAUAUUAAUCUCUAGUAUUUUUAUUAUAAUAACACAGCUUGCUACUUCAAAGAUUCAAUUUUGGUUUGGAGCCAAAAAGGCAUUUAUUGGAGGAAUCUUUAUUUUUAUUUGUAUGGUCCCAUUACUACCUGUUUCUGGAUUAAUUAAAAAAGGUACAUCUCGAUGGAUCUUUCUAAUGUUUGUCCAAGUUUCUAUAAAUGCAGUAAUUAGUGUAUGUUUCGUUUGCCUUAAUGUGUUUUUGGGUAACAGCGUUGAACCUGACCUUUUGGGAACAAUCAAUGGCUUGGGAAUGUCUGUGUCAUGUAUCGGAAGGGCACUGGGACCGACAAUAUUUGGAGUUUCUUACAGCUGGUCAUUAUCAAAUGUUGAGCAUCAUAGACUUGGAUUUCCAUUCAAUCAAUACUUUGUUUUUUUCUUAAUUUCUCUCUGCUGUUUUUUAAACCUUAUUUACGUUUACUGGUUAAUUCCAACUUCGUUGAAUAAAAGAAAAGUGCUUCCAGAUAAAAGUGAAGUUGUUAUUAGACUUAAAGAAUAUGUUUAUUGCUGAUAGAUUUUUUU
Molecule: messenger RNA, 1986 nt
Organism: Hydra vulgaris (swiftwater hydra)
Lineage: Eukaryota; Metazoa; Cnidaria; Hydrozoa; Anthoathecata; Hydridae
Source: RefSeq, a predicted model, not a curated record